AUGGCGCCUUUGAAAGACCUUUUGAACCACGACAAAGACCUGGGAAUUUUAUCAUCUCCUCCCAGCGAAGACGAACGCAAAUACUGGGCAAGAGCUAGCCGCAGCGACAGUGAAUCAUCCCCUUCUGAAGUUUCGGGCUGCGAAAGUGACUCUCACAAUUAUCUGGUGUGCCAGUGGGACAACUGCGGGCAAAAGUUUUCCCAACCUGAGCUCCUUUACCACCACCUGUGCAACGAUCAUGUUGGAAGAAAAUCGCAUAAGAAUCUGCAGUUGAAUUGUCGUUGGGGAAACUGUAACGCAAAGACGGUGAAACGAGACCACAUCACAUCGCAUUUGCGCGUUCAUGUGCCACUGAAGCCUUUUGCUUGUUCUACGUGUAGCAAGAAAUUCAAACGACCCCAGGAUCUCAAAAAACACUUGAAAGUGCACUUUGACGACGAAACCGUGGCAAUGCGCAAAAGAGGGCCCAAACCCAACGCCAACAAGGUAGUCAAGGCUGGUGUGGGGUCCUCAGAGCCCACACCCAAGCUUUCAUCAACCGCAUUCGAGAAGUUUUUAUCUGAAGAGAUGCAUCACUACAAGCCUUACUACACCCCUCAGCUUGGCCAGCGUCUCCAAACCCUGGCUGUUCCAUCAGUGUCGCAGUUGGCUGGUCAUAUUCCCGACAGAGGACUGAACCCUAGCCCUUCUAUUACGCACACCUCGCUCCCAUUGCAGCAACCGCCUGACCUGUCACCACACUCUUCGCCAGAGCAACUCAGACAGGCUGCUGGCUUUUUCUCUUCGCUCUCCUACGACAUGAAUCGAAGACUCCCCCGCUUGCCUCAACUGAACACCGUCCCACCAGCAGCACCAAUUUCGCCGCUCACGCCGGCUGCUAUGCCUCAAAGAUAUCCACCUGUGCUUCAGCUUCCCCCAAUCCAUUCAAACAUUCCCCACAGCAGUUCUCACGGCAGCACACUUCCAAGUGCGUAUCAAAUUAACGUACCAUUCGUGUCUUCCCGAAUGGAUACCCCAGCCACAUUGCCUCAGCUUCGGCCUGGAGAUGUUUUUGGUAUGCAUCAGAAGAAUUGCGGUACUUUUUCAGCAGUUGACAUUCAUGAUGAUGAAGUCGCCGACUCAUUUGCAGGUUUAAGACUGGAUUCCUUCGAGCAAGAAGAUUUUGUUGAAACCUUGCAAAAAGUUAACGCUAUCAAGGAUUAUUUGAUUUGUGUCAUGCUAGAAGACGAGUACGCUAGCGAGGGUGAAUUUGUAACUGAGGAUCAGGACAACGCUUCAAGAAGGCAUGUUGCGAAACUGAGAACCGCGGAACCUUUAUCAAAGUACCCAGCCGUGGUCGUGUAA
Molecule: messenger RNA, 1344 nt
Organism: Lachancea meyersii CBS 8951
Lineage: Eukaryota; Fungi; Ascomycota; Saccharomycetes; Saccharomycetales; Saccharomycetaceae
Source: the annotation of a GenBank genome assembly